Lates calcarifer (barramundi perch) is the source of this 2161-nucleotide messenger RNA. RefSeq names its product ubiquitin carboxyl-terminal hydrolase 37. The coding region runs from base 109 to 1665 and encodes 518 amino acids. Gene Ontology annotation, cellular component: nucleus; cytosol. NCBI's taxonomy places the organism in Eukaryota, Metazoa, Chordata, Actinopteri, Centropomidae. Gene Ontology annotation, biological process: protein deubiquitination; G1/S transition of mitotic cell cycle. The transcript is spliced from 17 exons. The record is from RefSeq and is a predicted model, not a curated record. Gene Ontology annotation, molecular function: cysteine-type endopeptidase activity; cysteine-type deubiquitinase activity.
UUCCAACUAUUCUAUUCUAAGCUUGGGUAUAAACCUCAGUUCAGAAAACAGAUUACACAGAUUACAAAUUCAGUUCGAUCUACACAACAGACCAAGAACACAGCCAAGAUGUUCAGAUUACAUUGUUUUCAACGAAAGACCAAACAAACACCUGUAGAAGUCUUUGUGGCAGAUGAGGAGGAACAGCACUCCAACCCACAGAGGAGUGUUGCCCUCCCUGACAGCCCUGCUGCCACUGUUGCUCCAGUCUCAGCAAAGUCAGUUGAGGCUGGAAAGAAGAAAAAGAAGAACAAGAAGAACAAGAGGAGAAGAUGGAGAAAUCGCCUCUUUGGUGACCUUGAGAGUAAGAAAACAGAGGAGAAGCCCUCUCUCCCACAGGAAAAUGACGUCACCUCAGAUGACACGGCCAAGAAGACCUCUUGGUGGGAUCUGCUCUUUAAAUGCUGCAGGAGAAGACAUCGGGUGUCUCCAGCAACCUCUCCAGUUCCUCGAACAAGCUGCAGCCCUAAGAGACAUUCAGGCUCCUUGACACCACAGGAUGAAGUCAUGCUGUUCUCAGAGCUGGACCUAUCCAACAAAAUCUAUGAUUAUGAUGAUUUUCUGCUGCCGGAGGUCCCCAGCUAUCCCACCAUCAUGGAACAGAUCAUCCUCGAAAUGUGGCUCAAGGAGCAAUUUGACAACACCACAAGAAGCCAUGUCAGCCUUCAUGAUGGUGUAAAGGAGAGCACCAUCACUACCAACAACUUUGGAUUUCCAAACAUUGGGCAGAGCUGUUAUAUGAAUUCCAGCCUGCAGAGCCUCCUGACACUAGAGGACUUUGUGCGAGACAUAAGCUGUCAGGAGCGGGUCUGGGGUUCAGUCUCUGCCGCCCAAGUGAUGAGACGACUGAUGGACAUCCGGGAUGCCCACACCUCCACAGACGCCGCAACUAAAUGCCACCUCCUGCGUUUAUUCAAGGAGGCGGUCUCUGUCCAGGCUCCAGAAUUCAGUGACCGGCAGCAGAAAGAUGCUCACGAGUUUCUGAGCGCAGUCCUGGACCAGAUGAGGAGUCUGUCCCCUCUGCUGCAGGAGCACGCAGCAGGCAUGGGCAGACGUUACACCUGCCCAGUAGAAGAUCACCUGGUGUUUAGGAUGGAGAAUACCAGGACGUGCAAAAGGUGUGGGGUCCAUUCAACGAGACAGGAGGAGUUUACCAACCUGUCUCUGGAUCUGGUUCCUGGAGGCUCUGUGGACGACAUGCUCCAGAACUACUUGAUGGAGACAGAGUUGGAGUUCAGGUGUGAGUGUGGAGGGCAAACAUCAGGACAGAGAUCGACCUUCGCAACUCUGCCAAAAGUACUCAUCUUGCACCUGAAACGUUUCCGUUUCACGCCCUUCUAUGAGCUGAGGAAGGCUGAUGAUCCUGUAGGGCUGCAGAGAGACCUGGUAGUGUCCUCAGAAAAGGAUGUUGGCUGCUACAGUCUGGUCAGCACCAUCAGCCAUUUUGGUUCCAUCAGAGCAGGACACUACAUUUGUGACGGCAUCCAUCCUGAUGACAGUCCAGAUGAGCCAACCGACCGCUGGCUCACCUUCAACGACUCAGCGGUCUCUGAAACCACCGGUUGGUCCACGUGUGAGAAGCGGCAGAGGACAGCCUACAUCCUGUUCUACAGGAGACAGGAGUAGAACACCACGGAGAGAGCGGGGCACUAUGGAGGACCUCAAGACCUAAACUGGAGACCAUACACCAGGAGCCACAUGAAGAAGACCAGGAUCCCUCACCUUAUCAUCGCAUCCAGGCGACCAGCUGCAUGGAGCGAAAAAGGUAAGUCUGUUUUCUAACCUUUCUGUUGGUGUUCCAGAGAUGCUGACUGUGGAGGUGGACAACAAGACUAGAGAGAUCGGUGGAUGACGAGCAAAGAGGAAGACACUCCGUGGCCAGAAGCAGCAAGAGGUCCUCCAUCGCCCUAAGGAGGGAGGGCCACCCCAGAGAGCCAGGUCCCUCCCAAGGUUUCUUCCUCUUAAAGGGAGUUUUUCCUUGCCACUGUUGCCCCAAAGUCGCUUGAAAAGAUUGGCCUGUAAUGUAACAUAGCAGCGACUGGGUUGCUCUCUGGAAGAACUGCAAAACAAAAGUGAAAGACAAUAAACACUUUCAAAAUGUAGGAUUUGUUGUUUGUGUCUC